Leptonychotes weddellii (Weddell seal) is the source of this 1134-nucleotide messenger RNA. NCBI's taxonomy places the organism in Eukaryota, Metazoa, Chordata, Mammalia, Carnivora, Phocidae. The record is from RefSeq and is a predicted model, not a curated record.
CGGUGGGACGCUGACCCCGCCCCCUGCUGCUGCCAGUCUGCGCUCGGCAGUGGCGGCUGCCGCAACGGAGCCCGGAACAUGGCGGCGGCGGCGCGCAGCUUCGGGUCCGAGCGAGAGGCCGAGCCGGUCAAGGAGGCGCGCGUCGUGGGCUCUGAGCUCGUGGACACGUAUACGGUUUAUAUCAUCCAGGUCACUGAUGGCAGCCAUGAAUGGACAGUCAAGCACCGCUACAGCGAUUUCUAUGAUCUCCACGAAAAGCUGGUUGCAGAAAGGAAAAUUGAUAAAAACCUGCUUCCGCCUAAAAAGAUCAUUGGGAAAAACUCAAGAAGCUUGGUGGAAAAGAGGGAGAAGGAUCUGGAGGUCUACCUGCAGACGCUCCUGGCUGCCUUCCCUGGCGUGGCCCCCAGCGUGCUGGCCCACUUCUUACAUUUUCAUCUCUACGUAAGUUCCUCUCCAGGUCUCUCCUGCCAGCCCUCAACCACCAGGCUCGAGGCAGCAAACCAGCGUGAGCCUCUGCUUUCGGGGGAGGUGGGGCGGAGUUGUACCCUGAGGUUAGAAGAUGGAGGAACAUCACCCUGCUGUGGAUGGGGUGUGGGCAGAAGCCCAUUUACUGACAGAUUUGCUCUAAAUUACACCGUGGCCACAGAGGUUUUCCUUUACCAUGUGGCAUUUUGUAUAGUGAAAACAGCCUGUGGGUGUUCAGGCUAGUUUUCCAAAUGGAUGGGGGUAGAGUGGAAACAGCUGACACCUGGGAUAGAGGACGGUUUCGCUGUUGGUUCAGCUCGAGAUGAAGGAAUCAGCCUGCGUUGGCAGAAUAUGGCCAUGGGAGGGCAUCCUCAGGGUCCGAGGUGCCGAGGGUCAGUAGAUAGACUCCACCGGGAGUAUGUGUCCCGGAACGGCUCUGGAUGGAGGAACAACAUUCAUAGGCUGCUGGUGACAGGAUGAGUUGUCACACCUCACAGAGGGAAGUUUGGCCAUGUGAAAUUCAGACGUUGAAAAAACUCACAGUUCCACUUCUGAGAAUUUAUUCUAGGGGGAAAGCAAUCAGGCAAGCGUAAACAGGACGUAGGUACAUUCCAGGAUAGUAGCGAAAUACCGAAGACAAUCAAAAGUCCAAUAGGAGGGGCGCCUGGG